UUCACACCAUCCCCGUCGCCAAUCCGUGCGAUUGAGAUUGAUCCCACCCAUCUUCUCUCUCUCCGUCUCUCCAAUGGCGUCGUGCAUGGCGUCUUCCCUCUUCCUGAAACAUCUGCUCCUCGUCGUCGCGCUUCCUCUCCUCAUCUCAUCCACCCCCGCCCCCGGAUGCCACGACUCCAUCAUCAGCUUCGGGGACUCCCUCGCCGACACCGGGAACUUGCUCCACCUCUCCAGCUCCGACGGCCGCCCGACGGAAGCCGGCUUCCUCCCCUACGGCGAGACGUACUUCCACCGCCCCACCGGCCGCUUCUCCGACGGCCGCCUGGUCAUUGAUUUCGUGGCGGAGUGGCUGGGCCUUCCGUAUGUGGCUCCCUACUACGGGGACGACGGCGGACGGAGCGUGGCGGAUUUCGGGAAGGGCGUGAAUCUCGCGGUGGCAGGCGCGACGGCGCUCGAUGCGGGCUUCUUCGAAGGGAGGGGGAUGGGCAACAGUUUCCCGAAUGAGUCUCUGGGAGUUCAGCUGGGCCUCUUCAAAGAGCUCUUGCCUUCUCUGUGCAACACAUCUUCUGAUUGCAAAGAAUUUCUUGGGAAAUCUUUGGUUCUCAUGGGAGAGAUUGGAGGCAAUGACUACAAUUAUCCCUUCCUCAUGGGAAGUGAUCUGGAAGAGAUUCAAGACCUUGUGCCUCUUGUACUUGAGGAGAUUGUUUCGGCUAUCAGUGAGUUGAUUGAUUUAGGUGUAGUGACAAUAUUGGUGCCAGGAAACUUUCCGAUUGGAUGCUUGCCUGUCUAUUUAACAGAAUUCCAGAGUUCAGACAAGGAAGAAUAUGAUCCGUUAACUGGCUGCCUUAAUUGGCUGAAUGAAUUCUCUCAGUAUCACAAUGAACAGCUCCAGAGGAGGCUUGAUCAUCUACGAGAGCUUCAUCCCCGAGCAAAUAUUAUCUACGUGGAUUACUACAAUGCUGCACUCCGCUUUUAUCAGUCGCCAGAUAAAUUCGGGUUCGAUGGCGGAAUACUUAGCGCAUGCUGUGGAGGAGGAGGAACCUACAAUUAUAACUUGUCAGCAUUGUGCAAUUCCAAUGCGAGGGUAUGCGAUGACCCGUCCUCAUAUGCAAGCUGGGACGGCAUCCAUUUCACGGAAGCAGCAUACAGGUGGAUUUUCAAGAGCAUGGCGGACGGUUCAUGUACUGUACCUAAAUUGGACAUUUCUUGUCCUUCAGUAGCCUUUGAAUGAGCCUGCAUUAAUCAACUCUGAGUAACUAGCAACCUCAUUUGGAAAUAGAUACACGAUAUGACAUUGUUGCAUGGAGUGGAAUGGUGUUUGGUCUGUGCUGCAUGUGAAAUGACCUUCUGUAUGGUCCUUUUGGCAAUUUGCUUAGGAAAUUAUAGGCAAGAAAAGGAUGAUCACAUCUAGAAGGGACAGAUAUUUCUUGCAAGAAGUGAUCAAAUUAUGUCUUUUUAUUUUUA
Syzygium oleosum is the source of this 1464-nucleotide messenger RNA. Its product is annotated as GDSL esterase/lipase At1g28590-like. NCBI's taxonomy places the organism in Eukaryota, Viridiplantae, Streptophyta, Magnoliopsida, Myrtales, Myrtaceae. Gene Ontology annotation, molecular function: hydrolase activity, acting on ester bonds. The coding region runs from base 74 to 1231 and encodes 385 amino acids. The record is from RefSeq and is a predicted model, not a curated record. The transcript has 5 exons.